Molecule: messenger RNA, 2072 nt
Organism: Gryllus bimaculatus (two-spotted cricket)
Lineage: Eukaryota; Metazoa; Arthropoda; Insecta; Orthoptera; Gryllidae
Source: the annotation of a GenBank genome assembly
AUGCUUGGGCGAGAAAUGGUUCAUCACAAGCUGUGCACACGCGCGCCAUCAUGGAUGAUGGAUGAGCGAGAAAAAUAUCGUCUUGUAAAAGAAGUUACUCCUCUUGCUGCCGCCAAUUUAAGGCAUGAUUAUGCUCGAGAAGAAAAGAAUAUGUUAUAUCUCCGACAUCCUUACCUUACUCUUGAACAAUCAUGUGGCCAUACCAAGCAUCUGUGCAAGCCGACUGAGAAAUUUGGUGACAUACUGAGGAAACAGCUUGAAUGGAAGAGAAAACAUGUCACAAUUGAAGAACGACUUCGUCAUUUGCGUGUUAGAGACUGUUGGGAUUAAUUCUGGUUCAUCAAAACAUUAGUAUUGCAAAUCGUUAUUUUAAAUGAAAAUAAAUAUUUAUCUUACUCAUUUUAUGAACCUUUUGAGUUAUUAAUAGGGUAAAUGUCUGCGGAGACUGGUUGUUUUUUUGUAGAAUUAUACUUGGAAAACCUAUAAAAGUUCUUCAUCCAAUCAAAUUUGCAUACAAUGUUUUCUCAAUAUUUCUUUUUUUUUUUUUACAAAUCUUGCACAUUUGGUUUUGGUGCUUUGACUGAAAUCUGUCAAUACAGCCAAGUUUGAAAAUAGUAUAUUUAAAAAGAAGAUAAAACAAAACAGUUAUAUGAAACUUGAAUGUCUGGAAACUAUUCACACGAGACCUUUGUAAUGUAAAUUAGAAAAUAAAAAAUUGUAAAAUGAACAAAAACUUAAGAUAGGAGAAAAUGUGAACAUGUACCACAAAACUAAUAUCACAUCAAUGUGUUAAAAAAUCAUAAUACAAAAAGCCUGUAAAGAGAGAUCAAGGAUGGUCUGGGUAAUACACAUUGCAUUUUGGGAGUUGGUGUACCACUUUUGGGUCCACAGUUGGCUCUAAUAUAAAAUCGUGUUCCAGUGAUAAAAAAUGUAUGAAUGUGACCUGUGCACCAACAAUAUUAAAGAAGUAAGUAAAGGCUUCACAGAAGAUGCACUAUAAGCGAAUAAGUUCGUCACAACAACUGUUAAUUCCCCCCAAGUUGUAAUAGAGUGAAGAUGUCUAAAUAAUGAUUAAGCAAUGUUAAGGAGAAGUAAUAUUUAUUGUGAUUACAAGUUUUCUGUUCUUACUGUUCGGUAAAUAUCUGUUGUCACAGUAUGUGGUAGUUUUGGGUCUGACCAGCGUGAGCAUCCCAAUUUACUAGAAUUUGUUGAAGAUGUUACAGAAAAUGUGUCACUUAUUUGUGCAUCUAAGAGAGGUGGCUUACAUCUUUAUUUAUAGUAUAUGUCCUCCCCUACAUAUGAAGGGUACAGGGGGAAAACGGUUUAAGUCCACUUUUGAUGAAAGUUAAGAUUUUACUUCUAUGCAAUUGCAGGAAUCUAGUACUACAUUCUUGCACAUUGAAAUGUGAAGUAAACAAUGCCUUGCACGGAAUUGCAAAAGAAAAGAAACAUAUUACCUUGCAUUGAAUAAGACUGUAAGAUUUUGAAUUCAAUUUCAUUGAAAUCAAAGUUUAAAGUUUGUUUUCCUUGCACCCUUCAUAUAAGGUCCUCUCAUCUUAAGUACAUGAAGCUAAAGGCUGGAGGGGGCGGGUGUCCGAGGUUAAGAAUGGGUGACUUCUUCAUGGAGUUUAUAGCAUGGUAAGUAGUUCAUACUGAGGAGUAUCCUGUCUGAACUUUGUCAAAAUUCAUAAAUCUUGAUUAUUUAUGAUGCUAGGAUAAGAGUGAGCUCUUAAGGCACAUUGAUUUUGAUUGUUCUGCACAGCCACCAAAUUUCAUCAUGAAGGGCAUGACAACACUGGUAGUUUUCUUGGAAUAUCCAGCGAGUGAGUGAGAAAUGAUAUGAAAGAGACGACAAAAAAUAACAAAAUUGGAAUUUAAAUAAAACACGAACUAUAAUGCGUAAUUAAUUUGUUAAAAAUUCACACCAGUACAUUAAUAGGGAGCAUACACACAACAAGUGUUCUGCAAUAAAGGUUAAUAAAUAUUGGCCUCUCUCUAUUUAAACGGUUUCUUUAAAGUAUUACUGAUGAUUAGAUCAGUUUGCUUCCUUUUAAAUCCUUAAUAAUACUAAC